Lolium perenne is the source of this 420-nucleotide messenger RNA. The record is from RefSeq and is a predicted model, not a curated record. NCBI's taxonomy places the organism in Eukaryota, Viridiplantae, Streptophyta, Magnoliopsida, Poales, Poaceae.
AUGGCUUCCAGGACGGUGGAUCUAGGAGCUCUGAUACCAGAUGUAAGAUCCCUGCGGAUUUCUAGGAUGGUCGCCGUCCAGUCGCUGUCCAGGUCCUCGCUGGCAGGUGGGAGCGGGACGUUGACACAAUCCCCACUCCCUCCCGAUGCAGACGGAGGCGCGGGUGAGCAGCAGCAGCGCCACAUCGGCACGGCGGCGCACCUGGCCGCCGGCGGGCUCGCCGGCGUCGUCAGCAAGACCUGCACCGCGCCGCUCGCCCGCCUCACCAUCCUCUUCCAGGUGGCAGGUAUGCAUUCAGAUGAUGCAGGUCUAAAAAAGUGUAUUAUUUGGCACUAGGCUUCACGGAUUGUUUGAUAAGAAGGCUUCGGGGCAUUUUGGAAAGGCAACCUAGUGACAACUGUACAUCGGUUACCUUAUUCU